AUGCAUUCAGCGAGCUCUUCAAAAGCACAGCCGAUAAGAAUGUCGAAAUUUCCUAUUAAGACUGCAAUGGACGAAAAGUAUGUGGAUCAGGAAUGCGCCUAUAUCAAGACUGCUCUCAUCCAGAUUCAACAGAAAUGCAACAGUGUGCAAUCCUUUGAAGAUAUAUACCGACGAGCAUAUAGCAUGACUAUAAACAAACAUGGGCACAGGGUUUACAAUGGCUUACGCGAAGUAUUGGAGGCGCACAUGAAGAAAGUUCGACAACCUGUGUUGAAAGCUCCAUCGGGAAACGUUUUGCCGAUUGUGUUAGAAACUUGGAAAGAUCACACUGUUGCAAUGAGUAUGAUCAGAGAUGUGCUCAUGUACUUGGACAAGGUUUAUGUGGCACGAGAAAAUGUUGAACCAGUUUAUGAUUUAGGGCUCUCAUGUUUAAGAGUGCAUGUCAUUUGCUAUAAGGAUGUCAAUGAGCGAAUUCGCCGAGGACUUUUGGAUAUGAUUCAACAGGAGCGUGAUGGAGGCCUUAUUGAUUGGCUUUUGUUGAAACAAAUUUGCAGCAUGUUGUACGACAUCGGUGUCUAUGAACAAGAAUUUGAGAAACUAUUCCUAUGUGAGACUGCCGAGCAUUACAAAAAGCGCGGUAUUGAACUGAUAUCCAACAACACGUCAACUGUCUACGUUGAUCAAGUGGAGAAAUUCAUUACAGAUGAAGCAAUUCGUGCACAAAGAUCUUUCAAGGAUGAAACUAAGAAAAAAGUGUUGGAGACCAUCGAGAAUGAAUUGAUCAAAGCGCACAUGCAAACCAUUGUGGAUAUGGAAGGGAGCGGUGUGACGUUUCUGCUUGAAGAUCAUUUCCUGCAUUGCAACAAAUCACCCGGAGAAGGCCGCAUUGUCGAUUUGCGCAAAAUCUACCACCUUCUGACUCGUGUUAAUGGGGGCCAUAGUAUUCUUUGCAAAGCUGUCACGGAGUGGAUUCGCCAAAAGGGUGCCCUUAUAGCGGAUCCCGCUCUUCAAUCAGAUGAGAUAAAAAGUUCUCCAAUUCUUUACGUCAAUUCACUUAUCGAGCUGAAGAAGUAUGCUGACGAUAUGCUUACAAAGGCUUUCCGUAACGAUUCGAGCUUUAAAAACAAGCUUUACGCCGAAUUCGAGCAAUUCAUCAACAAGAAUCCUAAUUCAGCUGAAAGUCUUGCUGUGUUCAUUGAUGAGAAAUUGAAAUCGGGUGCACGUGUGAAUACCGAUGUUGAGAUGGAGCAGUCGAUUUCUGGUGUGAUGGAAUUGUUCCGAUUUCUCUCAAAUAAGGAUAUAUUUGAACACUUUUACAAACGAUUCCUAGCACGACGAUUGCUAAAUGAGCGAGCUGUUUCAGAUGAUGCUGAGAAACGAAUGAUCACUCGACUUAGAACAGAAUGUGGGUAUCAGUAUACGCAAAAGCUUGAGCUGAUGUUUAAGGAUCGGGAACUUUGGCCAACGCUUCAAGGAGCUUAUCGAGAAUAUUUGGAUGGCCUUGCUAGGCAUCGUCCAACGCUAGAUGUUCAAGUACGUGUGCUCACUUGUGGAGUCUGGCCGAACUCAAUCACCAUGCAAUGUUGUCUUCCCGAUGAUGUGGAAAGAGCCUAUUCGACUUUCAAUGACUUUUACACCAAGCGGCACAAUGGUCGAAAGCUUGUACGUAACACCUAUCUGGGUUCAGCUGACAUCAAAGCAACAUUCUACAAUCCCGUCAACACUGCGUUCAGUGAGGCUGAAUCAUCCACUGCGGAAUUUCCAUCCUAUUCAUCUGUCGCUCAUGUCGAAGUGCAGAAGAUUCUGACAGUCACCACUCAUCAGAUGGCCUUGCUUAUGCUUUUCAACCAAGAGAAUGUCUACACCUAUGCCACAUUGCUAGAAGCGACCAAAAUGCCAGAAGCCGAAUUGAUCAGGGUUCUUCAAAGUUUAUCUAUGGGAAAGGCGGCUCAACGCGUGCUAGUGCGAAGAGCGGCUAACAAGUCAAAAGCGGCUGAAUUUGGAAAGAUUGCGAGUACUGAUGCCUUCUUUGUGAACGAUCUCUUCACGUCAAAAUUGACUCGAAUCAAGAUCUCGAUGGUGUCCGAUUCGCGGAAGAAUCAAUCAAAUGAAAGUCGGAAUGUUGAUCGGGAGCAAGUGCGUCAACAGACAGACGAGGACCGCAAACAUGCAGUUGAGUGCGCUAUUGUGCGUGUGAUGAAAUCGCGUAAAAGGCUUGCCCACAACAAUUUGCUUUCCGAGGUGAUUUCCCAAGUGUCUACUCGUUUCUGUCCGACACCUUUGUUGAUCAAGCAGCGAAUCGAGGCACUCAUCGAGAGGGAUUAUAUCAUUCGGGAUAAGAAUGAUGAACGAGUUUACAAUUAUGUUUCA
Messenger RNA from Mesorhabditis belari, 2370 nucleotides. Lineage: Eukaryota; Metazoa; Nematoda; Chromadorea; Rhabditida; Rhabditidae. The record is from the annotation of a GenBank genome assembly.